Molecule: messenger RNA, 5263 nt
Organism: Calypte anna (Anna's hummingbird)
Lineage: Eukaryota; Metazoa; Chordata; Aves; Apodiformes; Trochilidae
Gene: BRCA1
Product: BRCA1 DNA repair associated
Exons: 18
Coding region: 123-5192 (1689 amino acids)
Biological process (GO): double-strand break repair via homologous recombination; positive regulation of transcription by RNA polymerase II; negative regulation of fatty acid biosynthetic process
Cellular component (GO): BRCA1-BARD1 complex; nucleus; BRCA1-A complex
Molecular function (GO): ubiquitin-protein transferase activity; DNA binding; zinc ion binding
Source: RefSeq, a predicted model, not a curated record
GGUUCCCGCUCCGGAGCGGAGCUCGCGUUAACGUGAAGCGAUUUCUUUCCGUUUUCAGGAUUCGCAGCGCUCACCGGAGGGUUUUAUCUCCUUCCUUUGGGGUUCUUUUGGAUGUGAAGGGCAUGGCCUUAUCAGUGAGGGCCAUUGGGGAUGUCCAGGAUGUGCUCUCAGCAAUGCAGAAGAACCUGGAGUGCCCCAUCUGCUUGGAUGUCCUAAGAGAGCCAGUUUCAACAAAAUGUGAUCACAUAUUCUGCAGGUUCUGCAUGUUCCAACUCUUCAGCAGAAAGAAAAAAGCUGUGAUACAGUGUCCUCUGUGCAAGACAGAAGUUACCAAGAGAAGCCUGAAAGGAAACUCCAUAUUUAAGCAGCUAGCUGAAGGAUUGUUGGAAGCUAUCCAUGCAUUUGAGCUUGACACUGGAGUAAAGAUUUUAAACAGUCAUUGUUUUUCUAAAACAUCUGGAGAAGUCAAUGCUGCUGAGUUCCUGUCUAAAGAGAGUUCUGUUAUCCAGAGUAAAGGCUUCAGACACAGGAAAAUAAAUGCUAAAGAAAAUGGACAAGAAAAUUGCACCCUGCAGGAAGCUAAUGUGGAUGCCCAGCUUACAGAUCCCAGGUUCAAAAAGUCCCCCCCAAGAAAAAAAGACCAGAAAUGUGACUCUGGAAAUGGGAUUUAUAUAGAGUUUGGUAAGAUCUGUUCUAGAUCCACACUAGUUGAGCUUAUGGGUAAUGCUUGGAAAGUAAUAAAAGGUGAUUUCUUAAUAAUUUGUGAUACCUCUAAAUCUUCAGGUGAAAGUGAUUCCUCCAAGGAAGCCUUGAGCCAGAAAAGCACCCCAAGCAUUGCUGAAUGUGCCCAACCUGGCCCCAUGGAUGUGACAGAACAUGAGAGUUCUCCUUCAAGUAUUCUUGCUGUGGAUCUACUCACAGAGCAGUGUGACAAAAGUGACAAAAGGAGCAAUGCCAGUCCCUUAGGGAACAGGGACAGAGAAGAAAUGGGAGCAAAACAAACUCAAUGCAACAGCAAAAGCAAAGAGUUUGAUGUAGAAGAGAGCUCAGAGAGCAGGUUGGAGAAAAGCAAGGAAAUGGGGAUUGUUGUGCAAAGUGUGGGAGCUGUGGAAACGGAGGAACCUGAGGAUGGUGCUUUCCAUGGAAAAGAACUUGCUGUGGGAAAACCUGAGGCAGAGCCACUGAACUAUGCUGAGCUGGAUGAAGUCUCCAGCAAGAGGCUGAAACGAAGCAUUCAGAAAGUCAAUGAGUGGUUUUCAAAAAGCAGUGAGAUUCUGUCUUCUGAUUCUUCCCAGGGUGAUUCUGCUGAAGCAAAUAAUGUUUCAGGUGGAGGAGAUGCAGACUCAUCAGGUAAAGGUUCCUGUAUUUCAGGAAAAACUGACCCUGUGGUAGAGUCCAUGGAAAUUGCAGGGAUUGGAGAAAAUAAGAGAUGUUCAAAGCAAACAGCAAGUAGUAUCAAAGACAAAAUAUUUGGGAAAACAUACAAGAGAGAGAGGAAGUCAAAUACCUCAGUUACCUUUAGAGAUAUUUUACCUACUACAAGAAAAGAAGAAGCAGCCACUCAUGUGAAGAGCUUGAAUUCCAGCAAACACAGAACAAAACGAGAAAGGAAAACUGCUCAUGUCCUGCAGCCUGAGGAUUUUAUUAAGAGAAAGGAUAUGGAACAGGCAGAUGGAUGCCCUCAAAGUGUUAACAGGUGCCUUGGAGCUGCUGAAAAGAAAAUAUGUGAAAAAAGUUGUGCUACAAAUGAGAGUCACCCCUCUGAGAAUAGAGAGGGUAAUACAGGAGCAGAGGUUAUGGAGGGGGAAGGAGCCACAGGGAAAAAAGCUACUGAAAAGGUGAGUGGCAAGCACUGUGAGGAGCUAGAGCUGAGCAGCUGUGAUCAGAAAAACACUAAAAAAAGUUCUGCAGCAAAAAGAUGCAGGCAUUCUACCAGAACCAGGUGUGCUCUCCAGCUGGUAGUGGAUCGGAACUCGGUUUCCCCUGCUGGAACUGAGCCACAGAUUGAAAGUUAUCCCAGCAGUGAAGAGCCAAGGAACUCUCAGGCUGAGCAGAAACAAGUCAGACGCAGCAGGAGGCUUCAGUUACUUUCUGAAGAAAUGACAAAAGAAAAAGGAAAACAAGUACUAAAUAAAAGAGCAAGAAAGUGUGACAGUGAUCGUGGAGCCCAAAGGGAGGUGUUGGUUCAUGCUUCUGAAUGCAAUGAGCUGUGUGAGCCCCAGGGCAGACUGAGUUCCAAGCCACUCACUAAUCUGACAGGUGGUGAUCUGGAAGCAAAUGAAAUACCAAUUAGUGUCAGGAACUCAGCUGACACUGCAGAAACUGGAAGAAGUCUCUUCAAUCCUGUAUCUUCAGGUCAGCAUUCAAACUGUAAUUCCUUUGCACCUGAGACAGGUUCUCAAGAAGGUGAAACCCUCAACAGUGCUUCCCUCUUGCAGUCUCCUCCAGUGCCUCCUGAGCAAACUACUUCCCACCCAGCUGAAGGAAGGCCUGAGUCAUGUAGGACUUUUCCCCAGGAUAGUGCACAUGAUACCCAAAAGGUUCCAGGGGGCUUCAGAACUGAAGAUGUGCCAGUGGCUAAAAAUGUUUUGGAACUGACCAAGGAAGCUGAAGAUAGUGAUGUAGACACACAGUUUCUGAGAAAUGUUUUUAGGCACUCCAAACGCCACUCAUUCAGCCUUUUUGCUGCUCCCAGGAAGGCAGGUCCAGCAGAAGGUGCUGAUCCUGAAGGUGCAAGGACAUCAUGUGCUGAUGAAAGGAAGCAUACAAAACAUCUCAUACCAGAAAGUUUGCAGGAAGAGGAAACAGCUGCUAAAAGGAGGGUUUGUGAGAAGCUUAAGACUCCUGAAUCUGCUUGUGUUAGCAAUAGUCAAUAUGAGCAGCCAGGAGAGCAUCAAGAGGAUGGUUCAGAGGUUGUAAAUCAAGGGAAUCUGACCCCAGUGAGUACUGCUGGGACUGAAGCCAGAAACAGAUCACAAAAAGGAGAGCAGGGAAAUGAAAAGACAGUGUCAACUAACAUAGAGCUGGCAAGUGAGUUGAGACAGAAUUCAAUCAGAGCUGAUAGAAUGCUCAGAGAUCAGAGUAAUACAGGAGAGCAGGUUUUCAAAAGAACAGAUUUAAACACAGCUGAAGAAAUAUGCUUCAGCUCAGAAAGCCCCCAAGCAGAAAAGACCAAAGUUGUUGACAGCAAAGGACCAAUACUGCCUUUUCAGUCCAGAUCAAUGAUUGCAACUUGUAAGGAAAGGCCUCCUGAAUUCAGCUGUGAAGUAACUGGAAAAAAAAGUAGCAAAAGAGGUCAGCAAGUGGAGGGUGAUGAAGAGCAAGCAACCCAAAGUGGCAGCACAGGGAUGCCUGAGUGUUUAGUUAGAGAGUCUCUAGAACCUCCUAAAGGGAAUGGUGAUUCUACAGGUUUGUCUGAGACCCCUGAUGGUUUAUUGUGCUCUGAUGAUGAUGAUAUAGAAGAGACCACCAACGUUUCUAGGAGAGAGAGAUCAGCUGUGUUUGCAAAAAGUGGCAAAGCCCUGGUGGAAGAAUUAGAGAACAGAAAUGUUGGUUCUAAGCCGAGGUCUCGAGGGGUUUGGAGAUCUCGAAGGGUGCAGAAACUGCCAUCUUCAGAUGAAGAAUCAAGUGAGGAUGAAGUUCUGCCAUGUUUCCAGGCACUAAUAUUUGGGAAAUCAGCAAGCACACCUUUGCAGAGCAAUAAAGUGACACCUGUGGCAGAGUCUUCAUCAGGUCCCACUACACUGUCCCACAGUGGAAGUCGUGUUGACAAGAAUAUGCAGAAAGUGCCUGAAGGUGCCCUAAGCAAUGGGUGUGUUUCACCAAGCCAGGAAUCAGAAUGCUCUGUCAAUUUAUUUUCUUCCCAGUCCAAUGUGUCUGAAGAAUCAGUUGAGGGAGCACAAGAGCUGAGGAAACCUUUUAUACAAGUUCCUGCAUCCAAACAAGUGAGCAAUGUGAAUGAGAGUAAAGAAUCUUUUCCAGGCUGUAAUGGGGAGCUGCAGAGAUGGAAAACUGACUUAACAGAUGAAUGCCAAGAAGACCCAAACUUGGGAGACAACUUAGGUGAAGCAUCUGGAUACGACAGUGAAACAAGUUAUGUAGAAGAUUCAUGUGAACCACUCUCUCAGGGUGAAAUCCUCACCACCCAGCAGAAGAAUGUGAUGCAAAAUAACCUAAAGAAACUGCAGCAAGAAAUGGCUGUACUUGAGGCAGUGCUAAAGCAGCAUGGAAGCCAAGACAAGAAAGAUGAAACUGUUCCAAGGAGUAAUUUCUCAUUUCCUUCAGAAAACACUGAGCAGAAAUCUAGGACAAGGCAAAACAGUGCAUUUGUCUUGUCAAAUCUCUCUGGAAAUGUGACCAGGAGUCCAGAUAAAUCAUCUUCCCCUGUGAGGCUUCUUCAACCUCAGACUGCAGAACCAACAGACAGUUCAGUUGUAACUCAGAAUGCUGAUAAAAACUCUACUCAAGAGUGUGAAUUGAAGAGAAAUCUCUGUGUUCCUGGCUCUGGUCUGCACAACACAGCUGGGAAAGAAAAUACUGCAAGUCCAGUUGUGACCAAGAGGAAAGAAAUGUCAAUUGUGGCAUCAGGUCUGAGUCAAAGUGAACGUCUGAUGGUCCAAAAGUUUGCAAGAAAAACUCAGAGCACUUUAUCUAAUCACAUUACUGAAGGAACAACCCAUGUCAUCAUUAAAACAGAUGAGGAGCUGGUGUGUGAGAGGACACUGAAAUACUUCCUGGGCAUUGCAGGAAGAAAGUGGGUAGUUAGUUAUCAGUGGGUAAUUCAGUCCUUUAAAGAAGGAAGGGUACUGGAUGAGGAGAAAUUUGAAGUGAGAGGAGAUGUCAUCAAUGGGAGAAACCACCAAGGUCCUAAGAAGUCUAGAGAGGCUCGGACUGAAAAGAUCUUUAAAGACUUUGAGAUCUGUUGCUAUGGACCCUUCACUGAUAUGACUACAGAACACCUUGAGUGGAUGGUGGAGCUUUGUGGUGCCUCUGUAGUGAAACAGCUUCAUCUGUUCCCACACAACAUGAAUUCUACUGCUGUGGUGGUUGUGCAACCUGAUGCUUGGAUGGAAAACAUGGAUUAUAGAGCAAUUCAGCUGAAGAACAACGUUGUCAUGGUGACUCGAGAGUGGGUGUUAGACAGUGUUGCUUCCUAUGAGUGCCAGGAGAUCAGAGCUUACCUUGUGUCCUGAGGAUGCUCUGCAGUUCUUUUCCCAUUGCUCAGAAGCUCUCCUCAGUGCUGGUAGCUUGGGAAUUAUUUUAA